CAUAAUUUGAAAUAUUUACAUAUUUUUCGGCAACAAAAUAUAUGCAGAAAGAAGAAAAAUUUUUAACAAAAUUAUGGCGAAAUUAAAAGAGUUUGACACAAUUCGGCUUGACGGCAGCGCAGCAGGUGCCGCUGAUGGGCUCUUUGCCAUGCUGGCAUAUGUAGGCAUAUUCAUAUGCAUGAUCACAACAUUGGUGGGCAUAAAAAUUUGGUGGUUCAAACAUCGUCUCACCUUCGAGCACGGCCGCACGAGUAAUGGCGCUGCAGGCGGUGCCACGCCCACCGUGCCAUUACGUACGCGUAGAAACCGGGAUAAACGCAUGUCGCAAGAGAUACAUGAACCUGUUGAGGUGCAUGGCGUUUUUCGCCGACGACAAGAGGAUGAUUUGGAUAUUGUGCCAACAAAGCAAUUGCCGCCCGUUCGUAUACGUAAUCUCUCUCAAAGCACACCUUCUCUCUUUCUUAUCCCCCCAACUCGCCGGCAGGAGAAAGUUCGCAGUGCAAUCUAUGAAGAAAUCGAUCCGCCUACUCGUGAGCCACCACGUCCACCAAUCGAUUCACCGUCUCCACCAACACGAGAAGCGCCAUGUCCGCCAAUCAACUCUCUAACACCGCCACAUCAUACGCCCACAAUAAGCCUUAUAGAAGAAAUGCCCACCUUCGAUGAAUUGGAGCUGAGGUAUAGACAAAUGCAGUUGGAGGAGACAAAAGCACAGGAGUUGAGUGCAGAUUCAGUAGAAAGCAUACGACGUAAGCAAGAAUUAAUCCCUCCUCAGCCGCCGAAACGUUUCAAUCGGAGCUCGUAUAACGAAGAAAAGCUGGCAGUGGGCAUGCGUAAAUUUGUGAAAACUAAGUCAACAUCUACAGAGUUCAUAAACCGUUCACAAGAAAAGCUGAAUGAACGACGUGCAACGGGCUAUUUUAGACCCGACGAGGAACCUGUACAUAGUGGCUUGUUGGGCCGGAAGUCCACCCUGCACACAGCGCAUUCGCUUAGCAUUGAAGAAUUCGGUGAACGUCGGCCCACCGGCUAUAUCAAGUACGAAGAGAUCGAUGCUGAAGGCUUGUCAGAUUUUCGCAAUAAAUGGAAUUCUUUGCAAUCGGGCUUGAGUGCAGAUAGCCCACUAUCAUUUCAAAGCGCUGACCGUACAGACUAUGAAGCUAUGCAUGGACACACUUAUGAUCAUCUAAAUCGCGUGAGUGAAGUCGAGUUACGUACGGUGGCUGAUGGUGAGCCAACAACCCAUUUGGACGUCAAUACUGGUGCUAGUACGGCAGUGCGACAAAGUUGGCAGGGAGAACGUUUGCCGGACAAACAAGAUUCUCCAGAAUCGCAAACGAGCAUGAAUUUUACCAGCGAUGAAGAGUUUGCAGAUGAGUUGGACGGCUUUAAAGGAAAAUCACUAAUGAAAUCUGCGACAGUAGCUAACUGCAGUUUUACCGCAUAUGAAACCGCGGAAAAUGUGCAUAAGGAGCCGCAGCCGCUACACGUAGAGGCCACAAAAAAUCUUGAAGGUAAAUUUGCUGACCCAGAACAUAGUGUGCAGCAAACGACUUCACCUUGGGAGCCAGAAGAGGAAAGAACUACUUUGAAAAUGCGUAGACCCACCGGGUACGCACAGACCUUACAGCCUGAGCACUUGUGGGAUGAGCUGGAGGCGAAUAUUAAACAAGACGAACGUGAGAAACAUCUUUGGCUUGAGAUAGAAAAGGAAGUGGAACUGAAUCGAGAUUUUACAAGAAAUAUUGAAGAAGAAUUCGACAAAAUACGCCACUCGUACGAAGAGAACGAGGCAGCAUUUCUUGAGAGCAACAGUAAUUUAAAACGCGUACCCGAACAAGCACUAAUAACAACACCCGAGCCAGUGGGUUUCGGCAAAAACAUCGAAGAGGAUUGGGAGAGCUUUGAAAACUUAAGAGCAGACAAGUCAAAACCAAGCGACAACACCGCCAAGUCCGUCGUGCAGUUCAAUUUAUCUGAUUUAGAAGACGCCUAUGAAAACCAGUCCCCGUUACGCAUAGAACGUCGCCCAACUGGUUUUGUGCCCAAUAAUGUCAAGCUGCAACGCGAACUCUCGAAUAUCGAGGACGAGGACGAAGAUGUGCCUACAUCACCGUACCACACCACGAGUAACGUUGAUUUUGUGAAUGAAGAUAACGAGCUCUAUGCUAUACCAGCGCGAUCUCUAAAACAACGUCGACCAACGGCUUAUGUGCAUACAGAAAUAACUAACUUAGAAGACGAUUAUGUGCACGAGCAUAAUAAAGAAAGUAUUUUUGAACCAGCAGAAGAGCCACCAAACACCAAAGACGGUACACAAACUCGUGUACGUCCACGUCCGCGUCAGAAGGUUACAUUCGACUUCAGUAAUACCGAAUACUAUCAAACCUCAUACGGUGUGGAGGAAAAAGAACAAGAGGCAGUAACAAAAUUCUCGACAAUUUCGAAACACGCCGCUAAUGAUAGCGAUUCGGUUGAAGAGGAUGAGCCUGUCCCCACUACUAGUUUCCCCACACCCAUGCAACGCAUUACCAAAAUCCAUUACGCUGCUGAAACGUAUGACAGUACGCCCGCUGGAUUACGAGGUACUUCCCCUACCUUAUCACAAGCACCAGGUCCGUUGCCUUUUAGUGCACAGGUUGCACUACAGGUAGCCGAGUCAGACAUAAAUGGCAGUUGGACAGCGAUAAAACAAGCGACGUCUACAUCAACAGAGUCUACACAAUCAACAGUUAUUAGUGUAGCGGAGCCCCCAAAACCUGCCGACCGUAAUCCGCUGGCACAAACGACGACGGUUAGAAGUAUUACGUUAACAGAGGAGCGCAUAGUCACGCAAUCGCAACCACAAAGUACAUUUCAGCCGCAUGCUGCAGCGCGUCACCAAUACUUUGACCAAAGCUAUUACAAUUCCACGGAGGCUUAAGAGUAGGUACCAUCGAAAAAGCUGGCGAAAGGCGAAAGAAAGUUGAGUGGAGGACAAAAUGACGCAGAGGCUAGCUCAAGAUGGAGAAGUAUUAAAUGUAGUUGAACCAAAGUUAGCUUUUACAAAUACAUAAAAUGUGCCAAAAAAAAAAUAUAUAUAUAUUUAACUUUUAA
Ceratitis capitata (Mediterranean fruit fly) is the source of this 3096-nucleotide messenger RNA. RefSeq lists its product as uncharacterized. The record is from RefSeq and is a predicted model, not a curated record. The transcript has 4 exons. NCBI's taxonomy places the organism in Eukaryota, Metazoa, Arthropoda, Insecta, Diptera, Tephritidae. The coding region runs from base 74 to 2923 and encodes 949 amino acids.